AUGAAUAUCUCAUUUAAUGAUUUGAAAUUUGUGUAACAAAUAGGAUAGACACUUAAUCUUGAGGAGAGGUAUUCAAUUUAUUCAUACAAACAGAAUGAGAUUACAAUUAGCAAUACUCAAAAUACAAGAACAUUAUGUUUUUGACGAAGUCCUAUUUUGGGGUAGGGUUGAAGGAGUAGAAAAAGAUUAUUACAUAGCCCUUGGAAUUCAAUACAAAGGACAGUAUGAAUUCCCAUUGAAGAAAUUCUUUUGGAGGUACAAGCCAUCUAUUUAUUAAUAAGUUCCAAUAAUUAUCAUUUUGCUGAAUUACCAAAAUAUAAUGAAGAAUUCGCCUAAAGAGCUGAAACUCUAAGAGAGCCCUUCACAGGAUAGCAUGAACACAUAGUAUUUAGAACAGAUGAAGAAAUUAAUUUUGAAGACUCACUAGAAAUUCCUGCGUAACUGCCAGCUAAAAAUUUCUCAGAAUUGGAAAGAUUAUCCUAUGUAGUUUAAUCAAUUGAAUUUCAAUGUGCCUCAAUUCCAGUGGGCUCUUAUAGAUUAACCCCUACUCACGAAUUGAUCAAGACAGCCUUUAAGGGUGUAACUGCGGAGUUGAAAAAUUACUAACACUUCAGACAACCCAUCAGAAAGGAUAAGCAAGAUCUUAUAGGUUAGCAAUAUUGAUAUCUUUAAUAUAGCUCGAGAUGAAGCCUUAUACAGACCUGACUUCCUGGAUUCUUUAGUUGACGAUACUCCAUAUAAUUAAUGGUCAGUCUAAACAGACUCCACUAAAAGAAAUGUAAAUUGAAAUUAAAUGUUUUAGAUUACAAUUAGAAACUUAAUAUGGCCAGGAUAUUUAGGCUACAAUAAUGAUUAUACAUUUGGAUAUGCAUAUUUUGGAGAUGGAAUUAAAAAUUCAGAUUUUGAAUUCUUAUUAUGA
Paramecium octaurelia is the source of this 919-nucleotide messenger RNA. The record is from the annotation of a GenBank genome assembly. NCBI's taxonomy places the organism in Eukaryota, Ciliophora, Oligohymenophorea, Peniculida, Parameciidae.